This is a messenger RNA of Neolamprologus brichardi, 3718 nucleotides long. Lineage: Eukaryota; Metazoa; Chordata; Actinopteri; Cichliformes; Cichlidae. The record is from RefSeq and is a predicted model, not a curated record.
UUGCGUCGGUGUGUCAACAUGGCGCCUGUCUGCCGGACAAAAGGCGAAUCUGUCUGACGGCGGAUUGAAGCCCAAUUAGAAGCAGAGGAGACAUUUUGGGAAAACUGUCAGUGUCUGUGUGUCCCUGCGCCCCGAGGCGAUAGAUAUAUGGUAAAACAAACAUCCGCGGAGGCUCUUGGACUGGAAUAAUAAGGAUGUUCCAGCAGUGUGAGGAGCCUCGCUUCACCAUCGAGCAAAUUGACCUCCUCCAGAGGCUACGGAGGACGGGCAUCACCCAGGCAGAGGUUCUCCAUGCUCUGGACACCCUGGAUCACCUGGAUCGGCAGCAUGGGCACAAGUUGACCCAUAAACCUUCCUAUAUGCCACCUUCGUCUUCCAGCACUGUCGCCGCCUCUUCUUCCAUGACUUCUACCGCCACUCAGACAAGUUUUCCCAAAAACCGCCUCUCAUUGUCCCCUAAUAACAACUUUGACACCACCUCCCCACCUCUGCCUGUUCCGGUAGCCUCACCUAAUACCAUAACAGCAGUAGUGCCAAACGGUUUGGUUGCCGUUACCAAUGGGAAGCUUUCACCACCCCGGUUUCCUCUUGGGGUGGUUAGCGCUACUGUAACCACACCAGGGUAUGCGUUUGAAGCUAGUGAAGAGGACAUAGACGUUGAUGAAAAGGUGGAGGACCUGAUGAGGAGGGACAGUGCUGUGAUCAAGGAAGAGAUUAAAUCCUUCCUGGCGAACCGACGUAUAUCCCAGGCUGUGGUUGCUCAGGUAACAGGAAUUAGUCAGAGCCGGAUCUCCCACUGGCUCCUACAGCAGGGAUCGGACCUCAGCGAGCAGAAGAAGCGAGCUUUCUUCCGCUGGUACCAGCUGGAGAAGACCAAUCCUGGUGCUACUCUGGCAAUGCGAGCCACCCCCAUACCACUGGAGGAGGUGAUGGACUGGAAUCAAGCUCCUCCUACAUUUGGUUCGGCCCCCGGUGGCUUCCGUCUGCGGCGAGGGAGCAGAUUUACCUGGAGGAAGGAGUGUCUGGCUGUCAUGGAGGGCUAUUUCAAUGAUAACCAGUAUCCCGAUGAAGCCAAGAGAGAGGAGAUUGCCACUGCCUGCAAUGCUGUCAUACAGAAACCAGCUGAGUCGAUAUGCUAUGAUGACGUUUGUGUUUUUGAAGAAGCAGCCAUCUUGGAGAGUCAUGGCAUCGAGGUUCAGAGUCCAGGAGGUCAGUCCAACAGCGACGACGUGGAUGGCAACGACUUCCCUGACCAGGGCUGUGAGGUGUCCUUAUUUGAUAAGAGAGCUUCAGCAAGGCAGUUCAGUUUCAGUCGAGCUGACCUGUCCUCUCCAACCCAGGUUCCCACACUGCUUCCCAGCUGGUUUUCUGCCCUGGGUAGAGGGGGCGUGUCUGGACAGAGGGCCGCAUCUCUGAUUGGUCGCUCCCUAAUAUCAGGCACGGUUCCUCAGAUGGAAGGUUCCAGAUUAACAGGUGUUUCCUGGUCCCCUCCUUCCCCCUCUCUCCAGGACGAGCCCACAGUUCACAGUGCCCUGUCCGAGGCCCAGGAUCCAGUCAGUUUGGAGAAGGCGGCGGCAGUGAGUGACAGCAGCCCGGUGGUAACCAAUCAGGGGGAUGGCGCAGGGUGCAGCGUGGGGAAUGACAUCAAGACGGAGACUCUGGAGGACGACUGAAAGGAGAGGCAGAUAUCAGAGCUGUCAGAGCGAUAAACAGGUGUCAUUAUAUGCAAGCAGAUUUUAUAGGAAUGUAAUAAUAAGUGGAAAAAAAUGACCAAAAGUCGUGUAAAGUCCAACCCUGAGAUACCUCCCAACCCUACCUCCAACCACCAACCUGCUCUGCUACGCUCGUAUAGGCAUUAUUAUUGUAUUAUAAUUAUAAUAUUAACAAUAAGCUUUUAUUUGUUAGUGUUCCCCAGCAACCUGUGGGAAAUUUAAAAUGUACCUAAAAACAAAUCCAGCAAAGAAAGUGAAAUAGGACGCACCUAUAAGGGAACACAUGCUGUAGCUGUCCGUUUUCUUUGUUGAUUGUUUAUGUUGAGGCAUUUUAAAUCUUCCAUAGAAGGCUGAUAAACAGGACUUUCAUGUAUUGUGCAGAUUUUCUUGGAAAACUGCUUUUUUUUCACAGCAGGACAACACUGUAUUUGACAUGGAAUUCCAAACAUUUCAGGGUCUUGCACUGUGAUCACAACACAACUUAACAGCCUCAAAAGAUAAAUGCAUUCAUUUUAGUUUAUAUUAACUGAUAGUUAUAAAGUGUUGCAGCACAUUUCAUCACAGUUCUUUAUAUUUUAAAUUUUAGAUUUAAUCUUAGGGUAACAGCAUAUAAGUAAUCUGUCUCUGGGCCCAAAAUGUCUGAAAAAUGUUUAAGAAAAAAAAAAGAGAGAAAAACAGUAUGAGCCUCCCCUGCCUGAUAAGAUAAACUUAAUGUGUAGAAGCAGCGAACGCCAUAAUGAUUAUGAUAAUGCAAUUUUAUCAUUACUAAAUCUUUCAGAAUUUAUUGUUUUCACAGAUUUUUCUUGUAUUCGUGUGGUUAAUUAUAUGCUGCAAGUUUAUAUUGAAAAUUCAGCCGCCUAAGGUUUUCAGGCACUAAUUUGGACUUAAAUGUGAUUUAUUUCUAUUUACAAUAGUGAUAUUACCCUUUAUAAAUAUUUAAAUACUGUGAAUUUAGUAGCGUUUAAACUAAUUAGGGCCUCAGUUUCCAGUGAGAAUUUAAAUCCUGUACGGCUUUACUUUGCUUCCAAAUCGAUAACAAGUUUUUUUUUAAUUUCGUUUUUUUGUUUUGUUCUUUUGAGAGAGUUGUAUGAAAACUAGAAACCUGGGCGUCCUUGUGACCGGGUGAUGUUUAUUCAUUCGUACCCAGUUACCUGCUGGAUUAUAUAAUUAAUAAUCAACACAUAUCAUUCAGCUGAGAGGAAGUCAGUAGUGUCAAAAAGCUGUUUAAAUACUAAAGAUUAAAAUGUAAAGUGAAUAAAUACAGAUGGGUGAUAAAUUAAAGGAAACUGAACCACUGAACUGAAACUGAACCACUGACCCCUACAGUGUUAGGAUCCAGUUUGGGCCUGUUUGUCCCUGUAGAGGGAAAGGACACAAUAACUCUACUUUCCUAAUAAGGGCAUUCUCUUCCAGGCUGGCAGUGCAUUGUAUCUUUAGGCAUGCACUGUGCAUAUAGCUUUCAGACGUGCUUUAAGUUUUUCUAAACAUGACCUAUCUUUUGAUUUUCAUUUUUUUUUAAAUGGUUAUCUUUUGAGGUGAAAAAGCAAGUAUGUUUGGUGUUAAUGUCACUGGCUGGAGGCCAUUGAUUGGUAAACAUUUGGUGCUUGGAAAGCAGCUGUGGCUGAGAGAGCCAUUCAUAAACUGAUUGGAAGAUUAGUGGUUCAGUUUGCAUGUCGAAUUGUCCUUGGGCAAGAUGCCGAACCCCAUAUUAACACAUUUGAGAUGUUCAAUACGGGUGCUAAUAUGAUAGUUAGUAAUGUAAAAAACCUGAUAUUCCGACUAUAUUGGCCCAUAUGUUUUUUCAUUCUCUAACAUUUGUUGUGUAGCUAUUUAUUUACUUGUUUACGCUCUGCACUUCUCAGCUGGGAUCAGCUGGUUUUUGUGUUUGCAUUGUACCAAACAUAGAUAUUUGAAACAUGUUUGCUGUUGUAAGUAGGGCUGCCACAAACGAUUAUUUUGAUAGUCGACUAGUCACCGAUUAUUUUUGCAAUUAGUCAACUAAUCAG